AUGUACUACUUCUACGCCCUGAUAAAUGCUAGCAGAUGUGGAUCUUUGAGACCCCGAACGGGAAUCAGGGUGGACGGACAACCGAUCGAACUCAAUGAGUUCUGUCACCUGGGCUAUAUGCUGAAGAACAACGGCAGCUACGAGAAAGAUAUUCAGCAAAGAUGCGCUAAGUCUAUUUCCGCAUUCAACUAUUUAACAAAAUGUCUGUGGUCUACUCUCAUCACCAACGAAGUCAAGCUGCGAGUCUACCUAUUCGCAAUUCACCCUAUCAUGGUGUACGGAUCGGAGAGUUGGGCAGCACCAUUUACGGUGCUGGACAGGCUUGACUGCACGAAAAGAAAGCUGCUUAGACGGCUACUUGGGUACUUUUGGCAUAGGGUAUGCCACAAUGAAGAGCUUUACGCGGAAAUAGGUGUGGUGUACCAGAAGAUAACACACGGAAGAUAUCAACAUCUUGCACCGCCAUCGAAAGUGGCUACAGAAAAUCGUCUUCACUUCUUUGGUCAUAUAUUAAGGAGACCAGCAGAUCGCCUCGUUCAACGAGUUUUGAGGAGAUUGUCGGAUUCAAGCUGGAAGAGGCCACCUGGCCGAAAGCGGAAGUUCUGGACUGAAGGGUUAAACAUGGCCUGA
Molecule: messenger RNA, 630 nt
Organism: Necator americanus (New World hookworm)
Lineage: Eukaryota; Metazoa; Nematoda; Chromadorea; Rhabditida; Ancylostomatidae
Exons: 1
Coding region: 1-630 (209 amino acids)
Source: RefSeq, a predicted model, not a curated record